AUGAAGUCCACAAUCGCCUUCCUCCUCACCCUCACAGCAACCCUCCUCUCCCACCUUCCCACCCCCUCAGAUGCAUUCGUCUACCCAAAAACCCCCAUCAGCAACACCGUCUGGAAACCUGAACAAGACGUAACAAUCUCCUGGCACGAUGACAAACACGCCCCGCUCCUCUCCUCCAGCCCCAUCUUUGACAUCUUCCUCAUGACCGGAGCGGACGAUAAGCAAAAGAAGUUGGCUACCAUUGCGUCAAAUGUUGAUGGAGGCACGACGACGAGUGUCAAGUACCAUGUCCCACACGUCAGCCCUCCCGGUCAAAUCUACUUCCUAAUGUUCCAGACAAAGGACGGAAGUGGGAUGGCAUGGGCAACACGGUUCACAAUCACAGACUCCGAGGGGAACCCGGGAACCCUCCGCCCCGUCAUCCCUGAAGGCGGAACGAUCAACCCCGGAGGUAUCGGCGCCAUCAUCUCCUCCUCAGCCAAGCACCGCAAGUCUUCCGCUGCUGCUGCUAAACCUGCCGCCGCCUUUGCUGAUCGCACUGCCACUGCUGCUGGUGCUCACGCGCCCGUUAAGGCUGCCAAUGCUCCUGCUGCUUCGGUUGGAGGUGGAAACACGCAGGAGGAGAAUGUUGUUGUGGGAGGCGCCAGUUCGCACAAGGAGAGCUCUGCCUUGAAGGCGAGUGCUGGUGGAUUGAUGGCUGUCGCUGCGGUUGUCGUUAUCAGUGGACUGCAGUUCCUUGGCUUCUAA
Molecule: messenger RNA, 747 nt
Organism: Linnemannia hyalina
Lineage: Eukaryota; Fungi; Mortierellomycota; Mortierellomycetes; Mortierellales; Mortierellaceae
Source: the annotation of a GenBank genome assembly